CCACAAACGGAACCAAAAGAUAUUAUUUUGACAGAAACAUAAAGCGGUUAGUUUUCUGCUGGAUACCAGGGACACCGUGUGGCAGGUGUGAGGAUUGCAUUUCUUAUUUUCGAUCAAGACGUGGUGGAACGGGUGAACUCGCACAUGAUCUGAAGUUCCUGAAAAUCAUCAACAUGACUACGGAGACCGAAUUCUUUGCUGGUAUUCCCAAGAUUCCAUAUGUGCCAAAUGCUGGAGCUGGCGACGUCUUGUGUUUCAAACACUACAACGCAGAAGAAGUGUUAAUGGGCAGAAAGAUGGAGGACUGGCUGAGAUUCUCAGUCUGCUACUGGCACUCCUUCUGUGGGACAGGUGCUGACCCUUUCGGGCUCCAGACACUACACAGACCCUGGAAUGAAGGAGCUACCCCCAUGGAAUGUGCCAAGAAGAGACUCCAUGCAGCCUUUGAGUUCUUCAACAAACUUGGUGUGAAGUACUACACAUUUCAUGACAGGGAUCUGUCCCCUGAGGGCAGCACUCUGGAGGAGACCAACAGGAACUUGGAUGAGAUGACAGACCUGGCCCUGCAACUGCAGAAUAACACAGGGGUCAAGGUGCUGUGGGUUACCUGCAACCUGUUUGCCCAUUCAAGGUACAUGAAUGGAGCAGCAACUAACCCUGACAGCCAUGUUUUUGCCUACGCUGGGGCCCAGGUGAAGAAAGGACUGGAUGUCGCCAAGAAGCUGGGAGCCGAGAACUUUGUGUUCUGGGGUGGCAGGGAGGGUUUUUACUCCAUACACAACACUAACGUUGGCACUGAACUGAAACACAUGGCAAAUUUCUUCAAAAUGGCCAUCAAGUAUAAGGAAAAGAUUGGGUUGAACUGCCAGUUCCUCAUUGAACCCAAACCUAAAGAGCCAUGCAAACAUCAGUAUGACUAUGAUGCCAUGAGUGUCAUUGGCUUCCUGAAGCACUUUGGACUGGACAGCCACUUCAAGCUGAACAUUGAGCCCAACCACACAACUCUAGCUGGGCAUUCCUACGAACACGACAUCGUAAUGGCCUCUGUGUUUGGCAUGCUGGGCUCCGUGGACUCCAACACAGGUUCUCCUGACCUAGGCUGGGACACAGACCAGUUCCCCAUGGACAUCAGGAACACCACCAUGGUCAUGAAGACAGUGGUAGAACAGGGUGGACUGAAGACUGGCGGGCUCAACUUUGAUGCUAAGGUGCGUAGAGAGUCCACUGACAUAGAGGACCUGUUCAUAGCCCACAUCGGAGCCAUGGACGCUUUUUCACGAGGCCUGAGGAAUGCAGUCAGGAUCUUAGAGGACGGAGUUAUCACCAGCAUGGUCAAGGAGCGUUAUAUGAGCUUCAGCCAUGGGAUUGGUCAGAAAGUAGAGGAUGGCAGUGCCUCAUUGGAGGAGCUGGAGGAUUUUGUCAAGCAAAAUGGAGAGCCAAAAGUCACAUCAGGAAAGCAGGAGAAAUAUGAAACAGUGUUUAACCAUUAUUUGUGAAGAAGUGGUGAAGAUCUGAUAAUGAAGUCUCUUGUCCUGAGUUGCAUAUUGUCUGUCCAGACCAUUUAUAAUAUAGCAUAUUGUAGACUCAUAUGACUAACUCUGGAUUGCUGAUGCCAUGUUUUGAUCUUUGAAGCCACCUGCAAGUCAUCUGUAGGAAUUAAUGGAAUUUCAAUAAAAUGUUUGGACAGAUGUAACUGUUUUGCCAUUGUAGUGGGUUCAGUUAA
Esox lucius (northern pike) is the source of this 1723-nucleotide messenger RNA. Its product is annotated as xylose isomerase. Bases 174 to 1496 code for a protein of 440 amino acids. Gene Ontology annotation, molecular function: xylose isomerase activity. The transcript has 14 exons. Gene Ontology annotation, biological process: carbohydrate metabolic process. The record is from RefSeq and is a predicted model, not a curated record. Lineage: Eukaryota; Metazoa; Chordata; Actinopteri; Esociformes; Esocidae.